Messenger RNA from Nilaparvata lugens (brown planthopper), 4156 nucleotides. It is a transcript of the gene stmA, whose product is annotated as protein EFR3 homolog cmp44E. Gene Ontology annotation, biological process: protein localization to plasma membrane. Lineage: Eukaryota; Metazoa; Arthropoda; Insecta; Hemiptera; Delphacidae. The record is from RefSeq and is a predicted model, not a curated record. The transcript has 17 exons. The coding region runs from base 243 to 2711 and encodes 822 amino acids. Gene Ontology annotation, cellular component: plasma membrane.
CAGCUGCUUCAAAAACAGCUGAUUUUAUGAAAUUGAGGUUAAUUUGUCAAAUGUCAAAAAUCGUAAGCAUUUAAUAUUGAUCAAGGUUUUGUGUUAUUUGGCUAUUGAUAUCGUUAAGAAUUGUUUCUAUACAAUUGUAUUAUCUCAUGUAUCUCUUUUUCAAUAUAAGGAUUGAAUCCAGGCUUAUUACGUGCCAUUAUCAAACUCUAAAUUGAGGAUCGGUUUCCACAUUUCAGCAAAAGAUGUGUAUGAGUUGCUUCACAUGUGCUUGUAUGCGUCCGCGCUACAAGCGCCUAGUAGACAACAUUUUCCCUCCCAAUCCUCAGGAUGGGCUUGUAAAAAAUAAUAUGGAGCAGUUGACAUUCUACUCACUCUCUUCGCCAGAGAAGCUAGACCGUAUUGGUGAAUAUCUCUACCAGCGAGCGUGCCGUGAUCUCUCAAGAAAGCGCAAUGGGUUUGUACUUAUUGCAAUGGAAGCAAUGGAUCAAUUGCUUGUGGCUUGUCACGCACAGACUCUGAAUCUCUUCGUCGAGAGUUUUCUCAAGAUUGUGCAGAAACUGUUGGAAUCAACCGAACCAGAUCUGCAAGUUCUAGCCACUCAGAGUUUCGUCAGAUUUGCCAAUAUAGAAGAGGACACGCCAUCCUAUCAUCGUCGAUACGACUUUUUCGUAUCGAAGUUUUCGUCAAUGUGCCACAACAACCACGGAGAUGAUGCCACAAAGGAUAUGAUACGGCUGGCAGGAAUAAGAGGAUUGCAGGGUGUAAUCCGGAAAACAGUAUCAGAUGAUCUUGUGGAGAAUAUUUGGGAGCCUGUGCAUAUGGACAAAAUUGUUCCUUCACUUCUCUACAAUAUGCAAGAUUCAAGGUACUUGAAGGGCAUGGAGCCGCACAGCCCUGAACCGGGCGAGGAGAAGAAUUCACCACCUCAGCUGGCCGAGACGUGCAUCCGUGAACUGGUUGGGCGGGCCUCUUUCGGACACGUCCGAUCUGUUUUGAAACCUGUGCUCAGGCACCUUGAUCUUCACAAUUUGUGGGCUCCAAACCAGUUUGCGAUUCACACUUUCAGAAUAAUCAUGUUUUCAAUCCAGUCUCAAUACUCUUAUGCUGUGGUUGAAAGCCUCAUGCUGCAUCUGGAUGAAAAUUCAAAAGCAGAGCCGAAGAUUCGAACGAGUAUUGCUGAUGUACUUUCAAAAAUAAUCGCCAUAGCUGCUGAAGAAAGUGUCGGUCCAUCAGUGCUGGAGAUCAUCAACUCGCUGCUGACACAGCUGCGGACGUCGGUGGGGCGGGGGGCGGGUGAGCCUGGAGGCGGUGGGGGCGGUGAAGAGCAGGCCUACCAGGAGGCGCUGAUCAACGCACUGGGCGAGUUCGCCGCCCACCUGCCCGACUACCAGAAGAUCGAGAUCAUGAUGUUCAUCAUGAGCAAAGUGCCCUACAUCAAGCAGCAUGGCGGCAGGGCCAUGGACGACUGUCUCCUACAACACAUGCUGCUCAAGUCUCUGCUCACUGUGGGGCGUCGCUACAACUCGGUGUCGAUGAACACGACAUUCCCGGCGUCGUUCCUGGAGCCGCUGAUGCGCAUGUCCGUGGCGCGCGACGCAGAUCUGCGUCUGCUCGUGCAGCGCAUCCUACACACGCUGCUCGACCGCCACGACAACCGCCACAAACUCACCAAGCCCACUGUUUGCGUGAGUGACCUUGAGUUGGUGGUUGAGAAGUGCUCUCGCCCGGACGCGAUAUUCGCUCGCAAGAAUGUGCCCGAGUUGUUCCACUGCCUGGUCGAGGGUCUGCGGCUCGAGAACAACUCGGUCGAGAACGUCGAAGCUGUCUACACUACCCUGGCACUCAUCGCCAUUGAGCUCGCUUGCGAUGACGUGCUUCCCGACUUCCUCAACAUGAUACUCGAUAUUCAGUCAAGUGCUCUGGACAAAACGACUGGACUGGCAGCUGCUCAACGCUACAGCCUGCAUGCAGUUGCCAUCAGCCUCUUGGUGCUGCUGCCUCACGUUGUCAUCAUAUCGCCUCUUAGCGAAUAUGCCGAAAAGGUGGUGACAGCUCGACAAGAGCAAGACCUGACGCACCUGUUGCCCGAGUUAUUGGUCCACUACGAGGUGAAGCAGCCGCCGCCAAUGAGCGAUGCAGCCGCGGCUCGCUCGCCCGUGCCUCAGGCGGCGCUCAUCGACCGCCAGGCGCUCGCCGACUGUCUCAAGGACGCUGGCCUCGACUCGGGUCACAUCACCAGCGCUAGUGUCGCGCCUCACAGGCACAGCUGGGUGGAAAGUGCAGGUGUUACUUUGAAAGGUAGUGUCACCGACCUCACUAAUAUGGAAUUGGAUAGUGCAUCUUCAACUCCAGGCAUCCAACGGAAAUACCCUGAAGAAGAGUUGACAUUUGAGGCGAUGAAGCGCGUGCUGGCUGAGAGCAGCGAGGUGAAGCGCGAAGCUGAAGCGCUUCGUCAGAAGCAGCUGAACGAGGCAUUCCGAGCCACCACCUUCUCUGAGUUGAUAACCAAUAACACAACUUCGGAGGAGGAGAGUUUGCAGGCGAAGCUGAACGAUCUGUUCUCGCGCAUGGCGAGUGGCCUCUCGACACCCAUGACUCCCUCCCCCGCCUCCAGUCACUCCUCCACGCACACACACCAGCACCCGCAUCAGCAGGGAGCGACCCCUGUGCCCGUCUACGAGCUCCUGUUCCCCGAAUUAUUCGCCUACUAACCAAUAUCUCCUGCUAUCUAUCCGUUGCUACAUAGUCAACUCUCUACCAAGCUUAGCAUUUAUUUCACUAGGAUUGUCUUGAAUCAUUCAAAACUAUGCUCGACUGUUUGGUAAUCAUUCAAAUAGAAUGUUUUACAGUUAGUUGGGCCUUGAUAAUUCCAAGCUGAAACCAAAAGUAUUAUCAAUUUAUUGUUGCAUUUAGUUGUGGGGUUUUAUAGGGAUAACCAGAACAGUUUACAUACUUAUUAAUGGGAAAUCAUUGAAAUGAAACGUUGUUCAGUUAGUUGGACCAUCAUAACUCAAAACUAAAAUCAAAUCUGUCAAUUCAUGGUUGCAUUUAGUUCUUGGUUUUUUCAGGAUAACAUGGAAUAGUUUUCAUAAUUUUCAAUGGGAAAUUGUUGAAAUGAUAUUUUUCAGUUAGUUAGACCAUUAUAACUCGAAACUAAAAUCAAAUCUAUCAAUUCAUUGUUGCAUUUAAUUGUUAGGUUUCCGAGUAUGACAGGGAUCCAAGUAACCAAAAAAGGUUUUCGUGUUUAUUACACGUUCUUACAGUGCUUCUGUAAGAAGUAGAAUAUUUAUAAGGAAAAAGGAGGUCUUUGAAAUCUCAACUAUCUAGAAACGAAGUCUGAUUGAUGAUAUGUGAGAUAUUAGGUCUGACAAUAGACCUAAUUAAUUGAUAGUUUAUGUUUAUUGACAACUAGAGAACCACUCCUUCAAGUAAAUUUGUAUUGGAACAAAUAUCUCUACUUUACUAGACCCUUCAUUCCGAUUGCAGUAUAUUAGAAUGGGUUGACAUUAGGAGAAUAGCCUAGCGUUCUCAUCACCCUAAAUGUUCUAGAAAUCUUGUAUCGUGAAAUUUGACGGAGCAUUUACCAUCUAUGAGAUACUUAACUAUUAGAAAAUAUUAUAUUCAACUAUCAAUUCUUUAUUGAAUUGAAAAAUAGCAAACUUUUAAAAUUUGACCUGAAUUGCAUGUAUAUUAUACUUCUCGAUUUUGUAUGAUUUUUACAAAAAUGUGAUCAUUGAAGAAUAGCAAUAAUAUUAUUAUCACCUGAAAUUUAGUUUGUUCGCAGCAGCCAAGUUUUCAAAUUUUGGCUAGGCAGCAAUGUCAGGUCUUGCCAUACCUGACAAUAUUUUUGAUUAUUGGGUGUAUUUUUGUAUGUUGGUUUUUUUCUAGAUUGAAGCUCAAAUACCAUAUUGAUCAAUUUGGGAUUGGUGAAUGGUGUUUAUCAACUAGCACCAGGCUACUGUACCUAUACUUUAUGAUUUGUUGUAUAAAUGUUAUGUAUCAUUAUUGUUGAACUAUUUAUCUAUAGUUAUACAUAACACAUGUUGAACUAGUUAUGCAUACUGUUUGAAAUAUUUGGCAAAAAUAUAGCCAUAAUAUAUUGUUUUGUUUUCGAUUGUUAUAUUCAGAUUAAUAAAUCAUGAAUUUGGAAACCAUU